Messenger RNA from Arabis nemorensis, 2277 nucleotides. Lineage: Eukaryota; Viridiplantae; Streptophyta; Magnoliopsida; Brassicales; Brassicaceae. The record is from the annotation of a GenBank genome assembly.
AUGAAAACGAAUUUUCUUGGUCUUGCUUUGUCUCUGUUUCUUGUUCUUUCAAACUUCCAUGAGGUUUCUUCUCAGGAUGAUGGAACUAGUGGUUUGAGUCAUUUGGAUCUAAUCGAGCGUGAUUAUCAAGAUAGUGUCAAUGCUCUUCAAAGCCAGGAAAAUGAAGAUCAGUCUGCAAAGAUACAGAGUGAAAACCAGAACACUACAGCUACUGAUAAGAACACUAUCUCACUGUCUCUAUCAGAUGAUUCUGAGAUUACUCUCAGUGAUUCAGUUGAUAGCUCAACUCAGUCUGGAGCUGUUAGUGAUGAAAGUGAUAAACGUUCGAGUUUAUUGGAUCAAAUCGAACUCGAAUUCGAAGCUCAUCUCAAUGGUCUAAACCAAGCUGGAUCUGAUGAUGUCAAGGCUGAAACUAAGGAUGAUGAUGAAUUAUCUGCUCAGAGACAGAAAAUGUUGGAAGAUAUCGAACGCGAUUUUGAAGUUGCUUCAGCUAACUUGAAACAACUAAAGAUUGAUGAAUCAAGUGAAGGAAAUGAUGAAGGAUCUGCAAAGAGACAGAGUUUGUUGGAUGAGAUCGAAAGAGAGUUUGAAGCUGCUACAAAAGAUCUUGAACUACUCAAGGUUAAUGAGUUCACCGGGGACAAAGAUAACGAAGAACAAUCUGCAAUGAGAAAAAGUAUGCUUGAAGCUAUCGAACGCGAGUUUGAAGCUGCUUUUGAAGGACUUGAAGAACUAAGGGUCUCUGAUUCUACCGGAAGUGAAAAUGAUGAAGAACAAUCUGCAAAGAGACUAAGUAUGCUUGAAGAGAUCGAACAGGAAUUCGAAGCUGCUACAAAAAGUCUUGAACAACUCAAGAUUAAUGAUUUAAACGGGGACAAAGUUAACGAAGAACAAGUUGCAAAGAGACAAAGUCUGUUAGAAGAAAUCGAACGAGAUUUUGAAGCUGCUACAGAUAGCCUUAAGCAACUUCAAGUUGAUGGAUCAAGUGAAGACAAAGAACAAACUGCGAAGAGGCAAAGUAUGUUGGAAGAAAUGGAACGUGAAUUCGAAGCUGCAACAAGUGGUCUUAAAGAACUAAAUGAUCUCACUGAAGGCAAUGUAGAUGAUGAACAAUCUGCAAAGAGAAAGAGUAUGCUUGAAGAGAUCGAACGCGAAUUCGAAGCUGCUACAAAGGAUCUUGAAGAACUUAGGGUUAAUAGUUUCUCUCAAGGAAAUGAUAAUGAAGAACAAGUUGCAAAGAGAAAGAGUAUGCUUGAAGAAAUCGAACGCGAGUUUGAAGCUGCGAUCGAAGGUCUUAAACAGAUAAAAGUUGAUGAUUCUAAGAACAUUGAAGAACAAUCUGCUAAGAGAAAGAUAAUGUUAGAAGAAAUCGAACGCGAAUUCGAAGAAGCUCAAAAUGGUUUUGCUACAAAGACUGAUAAAGAAGAAUCUGCAAAGAAACAGAGCGGUUCGAUUACACCAGAUGUUCUUGGACUUGGAAACUCAGGUGCUUGUGGCUGUCUUAAUCAAGACGAAGAUGGUUCGAUUGUUAUACCGACAAAAUUAAGCAUCGAGGAAAUACUCUCUGAAGAAUCUUCAAGCCAGGGAACAGAGACUUCUUCUAGUCUCAGUGCUUCUUUAACUCAACUCGUUGAGAAUCACAGGAAAGAAAAGGAAUCUUCAGACAUACACAGAGUUCUUACUUCUUCCACAAGCGAAUCAGCUAUUACCUCGGAGACUGUAGAAACCCUAAGAGCUAAACUUAAAGAGCUUCGCGGGUUAACCGCUCGUGAGCUUGUUACACGUCAAGAUUUCGAUCAGAUUUUAGUUACGGCGGCGCGAUUCGAAGAGCUAAGCUCAGCUCCAAUAAGUUACAUUUCUAGGUUAGCUAAAUAUAGAAGCGUUAUUAAAGAAGGACUUGAAGCUUCUGAGAGAGUCCAUAUCGCGCAAGCACGAGCUAAACUGUUCAAAGAAACCGCCUCGGAGAAGCAGACCAUUGUAGACGCUAAUUUUGCGGAAGCGAAAACGCUUGCUGAUAAAGGAGACAAGUUGUACGUUAGAAUCUUCUCGAUCAAGAAACUGUUGAAGAAGCUUGAAACAGAGAAAGAAGCUUUAGAUGGUAAGUUUAAGGAGAUUGCGAAGAGUCUUUCUCAUCUUCUUGUUGAUGCUUCAGAGGCUUACGAAGAGUAUCACGAUGCGGUUAAAAAGGCGAAAGACGAGCAAGCUUCUGAGGAAUUUGCUAGAGAAGCAACUCAGAGUGCAGAGAUCAUUUGGGUUAAGUUUCUUAGUUCUCUUUAG